Messenger RNA from Silurus meridionalis, 5537 nucleotides. It is a transcript of the gene cadpsa, whose product is annotated as Ca2+-dependent activator protein for secretion a. The record is from RefSeq and is a predicted model, not a curated record. Gene Ontology annotation, cellular component: glutamatergic synapse. NCBI's taxonomy places the organism in Eukaryota, Metazoa, Chordata, Actinopteri, Siluriformes, Siluridae. The transcript is spliced from 32 exons. The coding region runs from base 466 to 4650 and encodes 1394 amino acids. Gene Ontology annotation, biological process: positive regulation of exocytosis; synaptic vesicle exocytosis; dense core granule exocytosis.
UCGGGAUGCGCCCUGAAAUUCAGGACCACGGUCAGCGCCCAUAGCCGCUUUCUUUUUUUUCCUCAUCUUCUUUCUUUUUUUUUUCUCGGAAGUGGCCAUCGCUGGUUGUCAAUCGCCAAAGAGCAGCUGGAAAAGCAGAGAGAAAGAAAGACAAGACGGAAAAGAAAGUAUAUUUAUUCGGGGUGGAAAAGCAUAAAAAAAUAUUUGAAACAGUAUAAUUAGAUUAUAAAAGCGAACACUGGGGAAACAAAGAAAAGAAGAAAAAAAAAGAAAAGCAAAAGCAACAGUUACUCAGGGCGACUCCACAGGCUGUCGAGAAACAGGUUCCUGGAGCAAUACUCAUGGAGUGAAGUUUGAAGCUUUUGAUGGCACCUCGGGUUGUCGCACUUCCCCGCGUCCCAGCGGCUCUCCUGUGACUUGACGACCCCGGCGCUUCUCCACUUUGCCUUUAACUUCAAAACCACUAUGCUAGAUCCGUCUUCGAGCGAGGAGGAGGACGAGGUGGUGGAAGAAGAGCCCAAGACGACGGCCGCGGCGGCUCCAAAGGCCGUCGCGAGUGCGCGCGCCUCGACUGGCCGCUCCGGCCAGAGCGCGGGCGGCUUGCAGCCCAGCUGCGGCGGCCACGCGCGGCCAACGAGCCCCGGACCCGCGGCCGCCGGCGACAAGGAGCCGGACGACGUGGAGAAGCUGCAGAGGGAGGAAGAGGAGAGGAAGAAGCGGCUGCAGCUUUACGUGUUCGUCAUGCGCUGCAUCGCGUACCCGUUCAACGCCAAGCAGCCAACGGACAUGGCGAGGCGGCAGCAGAAGAUCAGCAAACAGCACCUUCAGGUAGUAAAAGAUCGCUUCCAGGCCUUCUUGAACGGAGAGACGCAGAUCGUAGCAGACGAGGCAUUCAUCAAUGCUGUCCAGAGCUAUUACGAGAUCUUUCUGAAGAGUGACCGCGUCUCCCGCAUGGUCCAGAGCGGCGGCUGCUCGGCCAGCGACUCCCGCGAGGUCUUCAAGAAGCACAUCGAGAAGCGUGUGCGCAGCUUACCCGAGAUCGACGGCUUGAGCAAGGAAACGGUGCUCAGCUCCUGGUUGGCUAAGUUCGACACCAUCUACCGCGGCGAGGAGGAUCCCAGGAAGCACCAACAACGCAUCACGGCCAGCGCCGCCUCCGAGCUCAUCCUCAGCAAGGACCAGCUUUAUGAAAUGUUCCAGCAGAUUCUAGGCAUCAAGAAAUUCGAGCAUCAGCUGCUCUACAAUGCCUGCCAGCUGGACAACCCAGACGAGCAGGCCGCCCAGAUCAGACGAGAACUCGACGGACGUCUUCAGAUGGCUGAUCAGAUCGCGAAAGCUUAUAAGUUCCCCAAGUUUGUAUCGAAGGACAUGGAGGUGCUCUACAUCGAGGAGCUGAAGUCGUCAGUGAACCUGCUCAUGGCCAAUCUGGAGAGCAUGCCUGUGUCUAAAGGAGGCGAGUUCAAGCUGCAGAAACUGAAGAGAGGCCACAACACAUCGAUUAUUGACAUGGGUCAAGAGGAUGAGAACCAGCUCUCCAAAUCUGACGUUGUGCUUUCCUUCACUCUCGAGGUUGUGAUUAUGGAAGUUCAGGGUUUAAAGUCGCUCGCUCCCAACCGUAUUGUCUACUGCACCAUGGAGGUAGAAGGAGGCCAGAAGCUCCAGACUGACCAAGCCGAAGCCUCCAAACCCACUUGGGGAACUCAAGGAGAUUUUACCACCACACACCCGCUUCCUGCUGUCAAGGUGAAACUGUUCACUGAAAGCACCGGAGUGUUGGCACUAGAAGAUAAAGAGCUGGGAAGGGUCGUUUUGCAUCCGACUCCCAACAGCCCCAAACAGUCUGAGCUGCACAAGAUGACGGUAUCUAAAGGCUGCCCGGAUAGUGACCUAAGAAUUAAACUUGCUGUACGCAUGGACAAACCUCAGAACAUGAAACACUGUGGAUAUCUUUGGGCUAUCGGAAAAAACGUGUGGAAGAGGUGGAAGAAGAGGUUUUUUGUCUUGGUGCAGGUCAGUCAGUACACCUUCGCCAUGUGCAGCUACAGAGAGAAGAAGGCAGAACCCGUGGAGCUUCUCCAACUAGAUGGAUACACUGUGGACUACACCGACCCUCAACCAGGUUUGGAUGGAGGCAGGACUUUCUUUAACGCCGUGAAGGAAGGUGACACUGUGAUCUUUGCCAGCGAUGAUGAACAGGACCGAAUCCUGUGGGUUCAGGCCAUGUACAGAGCCACGGGCCAGUCGCACAAACCCAUCCCUCCUACACAGGUCCAAAAACUCAACGCUAAAGGAGGAACAGCACCACAGCUCGACGCUCCGAUCUCUCAGUUCUAUGCAGACCGUGCACAGAAACACGGGAUGGACGAGUUUAUCUCAGCGAACCCCUGCAACUUUGAUCACUCCUCGCUGUUUGAGAUGGUGCAGCGCCUCACGUUGGACCACAGACUAAACGACUCCUACUCCUGCCUGGGUUGGUUUAGUCCUGGUCAGGUGUUUGUCCUGGACGAGUACUGUGCCAGAAACGGUGUACGGGGUUGUCAUAGACACCUGUGUUACCUGAGCGACUUGUUGGAGAGAGCUGAGAACGGAGCGAUGAUCGACCCCACGCUGCUUCACUACAGCUUCGCGUUUUGCGCUUCACACGUGCACGGCAACAGUGAGAGAGUGUGUGAGCUGAAUAAAUGGCCGGUGUGUGAGGCUGGUCUGCUCAGUGCCCUGUACCAGGCUCCUCCUGCCCCGUCUAAAAAAGAGCUCAGACUCAUGGAGCUGAUGAGAAAGCGGGACUCUAAGUCCCAGGUGGCAGCAGGGCUCAGAAGGCCUGAUGGAAUCGGCACGGUCACCGUAGAGGAACGUGAACGCUUCGAGGAGAUUAAAGAGCGUCUGCGAGUGCUACUCGAAAACCAGAUCACUCACUUCAGGUACUGUUUUCCAUUUGGACGGCCAGAGGGAGCUCUGAAGGCUACACUCUCUCUGCUGGAAAGGGUGUUGAUGAAAGACAUCGUAACUCCGGUACCCCAGGAAGAGGUGAAGGCCGUGAUCAGGAAAUGUCUGGAACAGGCGGCGCUGGUGAAUUACCAGCGUUUGUCCGAGUACGCGAAAGUGGAAGGGAAAAAGAGAGAAAUGUAUGAGCAUCCUGUCUACUGCUUGGCGUCACAAGUGAUGGAUUUAACCAUUCUUGAAAAAUCUCAGAAGGAUCAGAAGGAUCCAGAGAACGUAGGCCGCUUAGUUACACCCGCCAAAAAACUGGAGGACACUCUCCGACUGGCUGAGCUGGUCAUCGAGGUGCUACAGCAGAAUGAGGAGCAUCAUGCAGAGGGUAAAGAGGCGUUCGCAUGGUGGUCUGACCUCAUGGUGGAACAUGCGGAGACGUUUCUGUCACUCUACGCUGUGGACAUGGAUGCAGCUCUGGAAGUCCAGCCUCCGGACAGCUGGGACAGUUUUCCUCUCUUCCAGCUGCUCAACGAUUAUCUGCGGCUCGACUAUAACCUGUGUAAUGGGAAAUUCCACAAGCACCUCCAGGAUCUUUACGCGCCACUAGUGGUGAGAUACGUGGACUUGAUGGAGUCCUCCAUCGCCCAGUCUAUACACCGGGGCUUCGAGCGUGAGUCUUGGGAGCCUGUUAAGAGUUUAACAAGUAAUCUUCCCAAUGUCAGCCUUCCAAUUGUGAACCUCCAAAUGCCCAAAGUUCCAAAUCUACCGGUGUCAGUUAAUCUGCCCCCAGUGCAAAUACCACUCUUUUCCACCCCCAGCUGGAUGACAGCCAUAUCGGAUGCAGAUAACGGAUCAGGGACAUCUGAAGAUCUGUUCUGGAAACUAGACGCUCUGCAGACUUUUAUCAGAGACCUGCACUGGCCUGAGGAGGAGUUUGCUAAACACCUGGAGAUGAGACUGAAACUCAUGUCCAGCGAUAUGAUCGAGUCCUGUGUGAAGAGGACGAGAGUGGCAUUCGAAGUGAAGCUGCAGAAGAGCAGUCGGUCCACAGACUUCCGCGUCCCUCAGUCCAUCUGCACCAUGUUUAACGUCAUGGUGGACGCCAGGGCUCAGUCUGCCAAACUGUGUGCCAUGGAGCUCGGCCAAGAGAGACAAUAUCACUCUCAAAUCGACAACCUCAUCGAGGAGACGGUGAAGGAAAUGAUUACUUUACUGGUGGCAAAGUUUGUGGUGAUUUUAGAGAGCGUUCUAGCCAAACUGUCUCGUUAUGAUGAGGGGACGCUCUUCUCAUCCUUCCUCUCGUUUACUGUCAAAGCUGCCUCAAAAUAUGUGGAUGUACCUAAACCGGGCAUGGAUGUAGCCGACGCCUACGUGACGUUCCUCCGCCACUCUCAGGACAUCUUGCGGGAUAAGGUCAAUGAGGAGAUGUACAUAGAAAGAUUAUUUGAUCAAUGGUACACUAGUACGAUGAAUCUUCUGGGCACCUGGCUAACAGACCGCAUGGACCUGCAGCUUCACCUGUACCAGCUAAAAAUCCUCAUUCGAAUUGUUAAGAAAAAAUACCGUGACUUCCGUCUACAAGGCGUUCUGGAUUCCACUCUGAACAGCAAGAUGUACGAGACGGUGAAGAACAGGCUGAUGCUGGAGGAGGCCACAGCGUCUGUGAGGGACGGAGGAAUGCAGGGCAUCUCCAUGAAGGACAGCGAUGAGGAAGACUAGGUUACGGUCGGCGUCGUCUGCCGAAGCGAUGCAUGUACUCCGUCCGUCAUGCUUCUUACUAAUUUUUACUUUUGAGUCGUGCGAGUGAUAACGGGGGCCGAGGUGAAUUAGUGAUGCAAGUGAACGAAGCAAACGGGGCGAAAUAAAAUCGAUAUUUAAUGUUCAUCGGAAGAAAUCGACUCCAAAUCGGUGUUUUACAAGUAAUAAUGUCCAAGAAUGCGUUCCUAAAUGUUUCGAAGCAAUAUGGCGUAAUACUUGUAAGCGAUGUUUUGCGUCAGAUGGUUUGGAAUGUAUGCCCUGUUGUGUCCUUGUUCAACGUGUACGGCGCUUCUCCUGUGUGUACUGUAAAUAUAUGAAUGGUACAUUAUUGUGCAGAGGGUUUUUUUUCUGUAUUCCAAAUGAAUUGUAUUUAACUGGUUUGGGGGUGUUUAAAGGUAGUGUUUAUAUUUUCCAUUUACACAACAAAUAAAUAGUCAAUCAAUAAUCACAGUAUCUCUGGUAACCACAAGCCAUCUGAUUUCCUUUUCCUUUUUUUUUAAGAGUUAGUAGAUAUCUUAGAAAUGCAAUAUCAACAAUAUUAUGAUUUAGUUUGAUCAAGACAGACAAUAUAUUUAUGUUUUUGACACAAUUUAUCUAUUAGCAAGAAAAUAUUCUACAGCUUUCAGUUUUCAUACUGUUCCUUUAAAUUCUUUUGUUGCUUUUUUUUAUUAUAUCUGAUGCUGUGUAUUGCCCUUGGUGCAGAAGGUCAACUAUGUUAGCUAGAAAAAAGAUUAUAUAUCAAUUCCAAAGAAUUUUGUGGAAUGGCAGAUUCAUCCUACUUUUGCCUCGUGUGUGUCCUAAAAGAAAAAAAAAUGACAGUAGCUAAAUUAAAAUGUUCAUGCACAGAA